AGGAUUGAGGAGAGAGAAGAGCAAAAAGAAGGAAAGAAAGAAAGAAAGAAAGAAAGAAAGAAAGAAAAGGGGCUGAUAAUAAGAAGAAAAAAAUAAAAUGGAAUUGCCAAUGCCAUGCCAUUCUCUCUUCUCUCUCCUUAUUUUAAUUUCUUCUUAUGGGUUUGCGAAUAUUGAGGCUUUUAACCUCACAACCAUAUCGUUCGACGAGGGUUACGCUCCUCUCUUCGGCGAUGGCAAUCUCGUUCGCUCUCCCAAUGGCAGGAGUGUCCGUCUUCUCCUUGACCGCUUCACAGGUUCUGGUUUUAUUUCUUCAAAAAUGUACAAGUAUGGAUUCUUUAGCGCCAACAUCAAGUUACCAUCGGAUUACACAGCCGGCUUAUGCGUUGCAUUUUAUACAUCAAACCAAGACGUGUUUGAGAAGACGCACGAUGAAUUAGACUUUGAGUUCUUAGGAAACGUAGAAGGGAAGCCAUGGAGGUUUCAGACGAACUUGUAUGGAAAUGGCAGCACAAGCCAUGGCAGAGAAGAGAGAUAUCGAUUAUGGUUCGAUCCCUCCAAGGAGUUCCACCGAUACAGCAUUCUCUGGACAGAAUACAAAAUCAUAUUUUUCAUUGAUGAUGUUCCAAUCCGAGAAGUGUUGCGCACCAGCGAAAUGGGCAGCGAAUAUCCAUCAAAGCCAAUGUCCUUGUAUGCCACAAUAUGGGAUGCCUCAAAUUGGGCAACCUCAGGCGGACGGUACAAGGUUAAUUAUAAAUAUGCACCAUUUGUGUCCGAAUACAAGGAUCUAGUGAUAGAAGGUUGCCCUGUCGAUCCAAUUCAGCAAUUUCCAGUAGCUUCUACGAGCUGCUCCGAGAGCAAUGCAAGGCUGGAGAGUGCAGAGUAUGCCACAAUCACACGCAGGCAACGCAUGGCUAUGCGUAGAUUUCGUCAACGUCUUAUGUAUUAUUCUUACUGUUAUGAUACAUUAAGGUACUCCGUGCCGCCACCGGAAUGUGUAAUUGAUCCCAUUGAGAAGGAACGAUUCAAGGACACUGGAAGAUUGAAAUUCGGCGGUAGCCAUCAAAGUCACAAACGCCGGUCAAGGCGUCGGGGCCGACCUCAUGUGGAUGACCGUACUAUCUAAUUUUAAUGUCAAGUGUUGGCCUUUCUUUGUACCAUAAUAAUAAUAAUAAUCUAAAUUGCAAUUAGAUUCGUGUUAUCCUCUCA
Messenger RNA from Jatropha curcas, 1206 nucleotides. RefSeq names its product xyloglucan endotransglucosylase/hydrolase 30 (gene XTH30). The record is from RefSeq and is a predicted model, not a curated record. Gene Ontology annotation, biological process: cell wall biogenesis; xyloglucan metabolic process. Gene Ontology annotation, cellular component: cell wall; apoplast. Lineage: Eukaryota; Viridiplantae; Streptophyta; Magnoliopsida; Malpighiales; Euphorbiaceae. Gene Ontology annotation, molecular function: xyloglucan:xyloglucosyl transferase activity; hydrolase activity, hydrolyzing O-glycosyl compounds.